Parasteatoda tepidariorum (common house spider) is the source of this 1441-nucleotide messenger RNA. RefSeq names its product cuticle protein 14-like. Gene Ontology annotation, molecular function: structural constituent of chitin-based larval cuticle. NCBI's taxonomy places the organism in Eukaryota, Metazoa, Arthropoda, Arachnida, Araneae, Theridiidae. The record is from RefSeq and is a predicted model, not a curated record. Gene Ontology annotation, cellular component: chitin-based extracellular matrix.
UACUGACCACACAAAUGUAUAUAAAGAGGGAGAACAUCUGAUAACAUCAACAGUUGGUUUCUCUCUGUACAUCCAAACAAUUAAUCAUGAAGGUCUUCAUUCUCUUUGCUUUAUUUGCUGCAAGUCAGGCUGCAGUACUUCUUCACCCAGCUGCUGUUGGUACCGGUGGCAGUACUCAAUACCGAAGCCAAGACAAUUUUGGAAACUACAACUUUGGUUAUGACGAAGGCCAUCUUACUGGUGGAACUUUCCGAAAAGAGACUGGUGAUGGACAUGGCAACGUUGCUGGCUCUUACGGAUUAAGAGAUGCCGAUGGUCGAAUCCGAAUUGUCAACUACGUAGCAGAUGCUGCUGGUUUCAGAGCUGACAUCAAGACCAACGAACCCGGUGUCGAACCUAAAGAUCCUGCCCAUACUGCCAUCAACAAGGCUGGAUUGGUUGUUGCACCAGCCCAUGCUCCAAUUGCAUACGCUCCUGCAAUUCCAGCUGCACAUUUCGCUCAAGCACCAAUUGCUUAUGCAACUCACCAUCUAACAGCCCCACACUACGGUUAUGCUUACCACUUUUAAAGAUAUCUAAGUACAAUAGGUUAAUUUAUUUUUCAGUUCAAUGAUGUUCUAAACAGAGCUUAUGUCGAGUAUAGAAAUUCCUGCAUUUAAUGCAACAUUGAUCGUUUUACGCAAGCACAAUGCAUUUUAAGACAGCAGCUUAAUUUCUUCGUGCAUUCAAUAAAUGCAAAAUUCAUUUAUACCCGAAAUGGGGAAAUUCUUGUCGCAGCUUUAUGCAAUCACUAAAUUUUCUUAUGUUUUUGCUAUAUUGUUCUAGACAAACUAAGAUGAAGCUCAAAAUUUCUGUUGUAGCUUUACACUAUCUCGUUUUAGAGAAUCUGGAGUGAAGCUCCAUAUCUGGUGGCUUAGUUUUCAACAAUUUUCCUUCUUUGCAAUAAUGUGCAGCUUUUUAACAUUUCUUAAAAAAUUUAGUUUUGGACAAAAUGCUUGAAACUGAAAGCCAUUAUUUUCUUGUUUCCUUUAACAUAUCCUUUUAAUUUUAUACUUUUUUCCUAACAAAGAAAUUUAUUUCAUAUACAUUUACUUUCUACAAUCAAUAUUUUACGCCCUUCUCCUUUAGAAUAUAUAAGUAUGAAUUUGAUAUUUUUCUUUAAAAAAUGUGUACAAAAUUUAAAGCGAUUUGAUUAUUUAAGAAUAUAGAUUUUAAUGAAACUAAUAUUCACUGUAAAGAUUUUACCAAUUUCAUAAUAAUUUAUUUCAUUUUUGAUUGUUAAAUUACCACAAAACGGAAAAGAAUUUUACCAUCAUAGUUUUUAUCCUUUUUAUCAUUGGCAAAGAAUAUGAUUUCAUACACAGCAUCCUAAUUUAUAUUUCCAUUGUUAAAAAAUAAAUGUAUGUUAUAUGUUUAUCAAUAAAAUCUUUUCAAAUCUCAA